Molecule: messenger RNA, 1242 nt
Organism: Apis laboriosa (Himalayan honeybee)
Lineage: Eukaryota; Metazoa; Arthropoda; Insecta; Hymenoptera; Apidae
Product: odorant receptor 22c-like
Exons: 5
Coding region: 1-1242 (413 amino acids)
Biological process (GO): sensory perception of smell; detection of chemical stimulus involved in sensory perception of smell
Cellular component (GO): plasma membrane
Molecular function (GO): olfactory receptor activity; odorant binding
Source: RefSeq, a predicted model, not a curated record
AUGCAAAAAUCAAAAGACAAGGCAAAGACGGCCAAUCAGAAAUUCUACUUGACAGACUAUGAAUAUCAGAAGAACGUGAAUCUGAGCAUUCAAUAUAAUCGUUGGUUGUUAAAACCAAUGGGUCUUUGGCCGAAUUCAUAUUAUACAUCACGAUCGAAAGAUUAUCUGUAUUGGCUUAUAAAUAUCGUCUGUUACUGUUUAAUCAGUUUCCUCUUCAUCCCUUGCACGCUAUAUCUGUUCCUUGAAAUUGAAGAUUUUUACGGCAAACUGAAACAAUUCGGUCCUUUGAUCUUCUGCAUGAUGGCAUUCGUAAAAUAUUAUUAUCUAAUUUUCCACAAAACCGAUAUUCGCGAAUGCGUGGAAAGGAUCAAGUGGGAUUGGAGGAACAUCACGUACGCGAAAGAUAAAGAGAUCAUGAUAAUGUACGCGAAUUUUGGACGAAAACUGGUGGUCAUUUGCACCUUUUUCAUGUACAGUGGAUUUGUCUUUUAUUACAUCGCUAUACCGAUCAGCGUUGGCAGAGUCAAAACAGAUAAUCUCACCUUCAUCCCUUUGGUGUUCCCUUUCUCGAGAUUCAUCGUCGAUACUCGUUACAGUCCGACCAACGAAAUUGUAUUUUCCAUCCAAUUGAUGGCCGGUGCUCUUAUGCAUGGAAUCACAUCGGCUGCUUGCAGUUUAGUGGCUACAUUUGCGGUUCACGCUUGUGGCCAGAUGCAGGUGUUGAUGAACUGGUUGCAACAUUUGAUAGACGGCCGAUUGGACAUGGACGAGCGCUUGGAUGGUAGAAUCGCGGACGUCAUAUGCCAACAUGUUCGAGUCCUAAAAUUUUUGGCACUUACCGAAAAAACUUUACAGCAAAUUUCUUUCACCGAAUUUUUGGGUUGUACGCUAGAUAUAUGUCUCGUUGGAUAUUAUGUUAUUAUGGAAUCGAAAUCAAAUGAUGUCACGAGCGUAAUAACUUACGUAAUUUUACUUAUAUCACUUACGUUCAAUAUUUUUAUAUUUUGUUAUAUAGGCGAGAUCGUUGCUGAAGAGUGUAGGAAAAUUGGUGAAAUAUCGUACAUGAUUGAAUGGUACCGAUUGAUGGGAAACAAAAAGCUUUUUUGCAUUUUAAUCAUCGCAAUGUCUAAUUCCUCGAUAAAAUUGACAGCUGGAAAUAUCGUGAAUUUAUCUAUCAGCACGUUUACCGAUGUGGUUAAGACAGCAGUUACUUAUUUAAACGUACUUCAAAAAACAACUUGA